Molecule: messenger RNA, 3486 nt
Organism: Patiria miniata (bat star)
Lineage: Eukaryota; Metazoa; Echinodermata; Asteroidea; Valvatida; Asterinidae
Exons: 10
Coding region: 172-2268 (698 amino acids)
Molecular function (GO): ubiquitin-protein transferase activity
Source: RefSeq, a predicted model, not a curated record
AGUAUAAAUUGAGCAAGUCUUGUUUUUUGGAAGUAUAUGUUACCCGAGUCUUGUUUUUUGCAAGUGUAUAUUUGGCGAAUCUUGUAUGUUUCCUGGGUUUUGCACCGUGAGACUUGAUCGUAUCGUCACCACGCUGGCGUCGGGCGAUCAACGCAUGAGGGCGCCUCGGACAUGAUGGACUCUUCCGGCAGAACUGCAGGCAAUUCAUCAGGUAUGGAUCUUUACCAAUUUAUGAGGGACAGAGCAAUCCCAGAAGCCACUAUAGAGAGGAUGAGGAAAGAGAAGAUUGAUGCGAAAACAGUGCUUCUCAUUGAUGACAAACAACUUCAGGCAUUCCUCCCACACCUGGGCGACCGUGUGGCAGUUCAACAUUUCUGCAAGAAAACCAUGAAGCAAUCAUCUUCCAGUGAUAGUGAAGAUACUGAGAAGGGGAAACUCCUGCAGAAACUUCGAAUGAAACUUCAUAACAAAAGAGGCGGUGGUACAUCAGAAGCUCCAAAAGUGCACCUUGUUGGGAACAAACAUGCAAAACGCACUACACGAAAAAUAGACAUUGGGUGGAUGCAUUAUGAUGAAGUCCAAAAACAAUACAAGCAAGUCCGGAAACAACAUGGGGGAGGGACAAGAAAACUGGCAGUAAGUAAGUCGUCAACAGCAGAUACCCUAAAAAAGAUAGCAGAGGGCCUCUUUUUUAAAGACGGCCAAUCCUCAAAAGGAUCGUUGGAAUCGCAUGAAACCCAACUUACUGAUGUUCGGCACCAAGUUGUACCGAGCAGUGCCACAUUGGAGGAACUGUUUGAGGAAGCAAAGAUGGCAGUCGUACGAUUCUACCUAAAAACGAAACAAUAUGGCGUGGAGAGUGAGGACGAAGAAUCUUUUGACUUGUGGGAUCCCCCAGAAGUAGAAGUGGAGACCUCAAAAAUUCCUGUGGAUCAGCAUUCAGACAUGGAAGCCAGUACAAGCUUUGAACAAACAGAUACACCAACCAUUCUAUUUCGUCACCGACAUCAGGAGUGUAAUGAACAUGUACCAAGUACUGACAGUGCGGGAAGUUACCAGUCCUACAUAGAAAUACUUGACAGCGACAUUGAUGAAGAAGACCAAUCACUAGCUGCUGCGAUCGAAGCCAGUUUAAAUGACAUCCAGCCACUACCAGAACCAAGAACAGAGAAAACGCUGCAUCAGAUAAUUUCACAGCUCGAGCAAUCAAUCACAGGAGAUCCCAUAAUGGUCAUUGCUUCUAGAAAAAGGUUGCUGAAGUCAGCUAUACAUGCUACUCAAGCCCAGGGCUUCAGUUUUGAUCGACCACCUUGUGUGACGUUUGCCGGUGAGGAGGCCGAAGACGAGGGUGGGCCAAGUAGGGAGUUUUUUAAGUUGCUAAUGAAAGGCGUUGCAUGCAUGGGCAUCUUUGACAGUUCUAAAGGUGGUCUUCAAUUCAGGUACGACGUGGAACACAUGAGGAAAGGCACAUACAAGACAGCUGGUCAACUAAUACGUUGGAGCUUGAGCAAUGGUGGCCCUGGCCUGAAUGGCCUUAACCCAUGUGUGUUUGAGGCUAUGGUUGGGAAAGCAGAUGUUAGUUUGAGUGAGGUGGACAACAUCUGUGAUACAGCAUAUCGUGCGAAUGUGAAAAAGCUUCAGGAUUGCUCUGCUUCACAGAUGACAGCAACCAUAGAAGAGCUUACUGACUGGUUGAUAGAUCAAGGUGUGACAAAAUUCAUUGGGGUUGAGAAAGAAGACAUUGUUCAAAGCCUGUUAAAUCACUACAUGGUUUACAGGGUUCAGCCAGCCACGAGUCAAUUCAUUAGUGGAUUAGGAGAAGAUUUGUUCCAUGACAUUGAACAAAAUCAGCACACAACUAGAUGCCUUCUCGUCCAACAUGACAUAUCUUUGACACCCAAGAGCUUGAAGGAGUUGUAUCAGGUGGAGUACUCUCCUGAGGGCUCAAACAACAAGUCUGCUGAGGAUGACACCAUCUACUCCUUUGAGGUUUUCAUAGAAAAUUGCUCAAGGCAACCUGGUACAGGGCAAGUUAAAUUGACUCAGCUGCUUGACUUCUGGACAGGAGCAGACUGCAUUCCUCCAUGUGGGUUCAAGAAACGCCUUAUGGUUGGAUUUUACACUGCUGUAACAGGUGUAAGGCGAUUGCCAUCUGCAUACACAUGCGGCCCCACAUUGUCACUUCCAAGAGGAGUAGAUGAUCCUGACGCGUUCCACCGCAUGAUGGAAGAUGCCAUCCUCAACUGUCAGGGUUUUGGGAGAGUUUAGCCAUCUGCCCUCCAUAGAAGCUAGUUGUUUCUUUUUCACAGUCUCACAUCCUAUUUCAUUUCAAUUACAACUUACUCACUUGACUUAAUCAUUGAUGGCCUCAACUAUGGUGAUUGGUAAAAUGUUUGUUUGGCUCGUUUUUGCCAAGUUACUUUUUUUUUACUUGUAGUUUUGAAGAUAAAAGUCAGCUGUGUAUUAGCUUCAUGAAAGGUCAGACUCUGUAAAAAUAAAAGCCUUUCGUAAAAACAGUUAAAUCUUUGGUUUAUUCACAGAUCCACCCACGCAACAACAUUGGUGAUGUUAAGGUUAAUGGUUUGAAUUUUAAAAAAAAUGGAUAUGAUGGUCUCUGCGUCGAUGAUUGGUAAAAAGAAGACUUGCUUGUUUGGCUCAUUCUUGCCAUAUGCUUAAUUGAGUAUUUUAUAAAGUUGUUACUAGUUUUGAAGAUAAAAGUCAGGUGUGCAUUCUCUCUUUAUGAAUAGUAACAGUAUAGUUUAGCUUAUUGGAAGACAUAUUUCUGAAGGGAUAAAGUUGUGGAGACUACUUGCAACUCUCUCCACUGGGAAAAGUGAUUGGGUAUGUCUAAGAAAUAGAACAAUGCCACCAGUGAGCACACUGCAUUCCUCCAUAUGGGUUCAAGAAACGACAUAUGGUUGGAUUUUACACUGCUGUAACAGGUUUAAGGCGAUAGCCAUCUGCACAUGCGGCCCCACAUUGUCACUUCCAAGAGGAGUAGAUGAUCCUGACGCGUUCCACCGCAUGAUGGUAGAUCCCAUCCUGUCAGGGUUUUGGGAGAGUAUUAUCAUCUGGCCUCAAUAGAAAUCAGUUAUUCUUUUUCACAGUCUUACAUCCUAGUUCGUUACAAUUACAACUUGCUCACUACUUAAUCAUUCAAUAUUACCAAAUAUCCGGUCCGAAGAAUUAAUGAUCUAAAGGUUUCAAAUAAAGUGAUUUUCAAUUGUUAGAGAUGAUAGAAUUGCACUGAUUUUGAAUUGUGUUUAAGUCCGAGUACAAAAUAUUGCGAAGAGAAAUAUCUUGCAUGAACUGAUGUAAUAGAUGUUGCUACACCCGUGAGUUUUUAUGACCCAUACAAGUUCAUCAUAUGUCCAACACCACCCCUACAUGAUGAUUGGUAAAAGUAGACUUGUUUGUUGGGCUCGUUCUUGCCUUGUGUUUAACUCAAGUAUUGUAUUAAACUUGUUACUAAUUUUGAAGAUAAAA